Phaeodactylum tricornutum CCAP 1055/1 is the source of this 665-nucleotide messenger RNA. RefSeq lists its product with no specific name. Gene Ontology annotation, molecular function: calcium ion binding. The transcript has a single exon. Gene Ontology annotation, cellular component: cytoplasm. Bases 1 to 450 code for a protein of 149 amino acids. The record is from RefSeq and is a predicted model, not a curated record. Lineage: Eukaryota; Bacillariophyta; Bacillariophyceae; Surirellales; Neidiaceae.
AUGCUGGUCCAACGCUUGCCCUCGGCCCAACAGGAAGAAUUCCGGGAGACCUUCCAACUGAUCGACGCCUCGGGCGACGGCCUCAUUUCGCUACUCGAACUCAAGCGCGUCAUGAAUUCCAUUGGCGAAACCAAAUCGGACACGGAAUUGUUGGCCAUGAUUGAGAACAGCGCGGAUCCGGAACUCGCGGGCCGCGACGAAAUGAAUCUGCAAGACUUUAUGGGAAUCAUGGCCGAAGCGGAAUUCUAUCACCUCUUUCGGGACAUCUUUUCGUCACUGGAUACCAACGAUUCCGGUUUCGUCAAGGCACGCGAACUCGAUCAGGUCCUCAGCGGCGUGCGGGAUCUGAUCAGCGACGAUCAUCGGUCCAUCAUUGACGUGGAGGAUAAGGACAUGCUGAUUGAUUACGAACAGUUUUCGAGAAUGUUGCUGGGAACGACUCUGGUAUAAUACCGUUAACGGAAUCUCCCGACACACACACAAACGUAUAGACGCACACACACAUGCAUACACUUGGGCCAUAUGCGGAUACGCAUGGUGAGUCGUUUUCGUGCCCAAUCGGAGGUGUACGCGUACGACCGAGAAAAAAGGUGUGUAUCCAAAUCGAAGGUAGGGUACACAGCCUAAGACGCCAUUGCAUAUUCUAGUGGAGACGCUUUUUCAAA